CGCACCAAAAUUAUUCAAGCCACUAACACAUAAAAAUUAGGUCAAAUGUAAAAGAUAAGGAUAUUGUUAUAAUCAUAUGCCAGAGGAUAUAGACAUAUAUAACACGAUGUGGGUAUUUUCAACUUUCCUUUUAGUAUCCACAGCCUUCCUGACAACUAACGCAGUAGCAUUCAAUCCUUGUCCCGAGUCUUGGUACUUACAUGGUCGUUCUUGUUACGCUUUUGUCACAGAUCUAAAAACCGACUGGAUUGAAGCUGGGGCUUUUUGUGAGAGGUUUGCUUCUCAUCUAGCGGAAAUUGAGACGCAGGAUGAAGAUAAUUUCCUACGACACCAUAUAUCUUCAAAUCAUGAUACAUACUGGGUUGGUGCAACAGAUGCGUUUGAAGAAGGCCAUUGGGUAUGGGUAACGAGGCAGCGUCCAUUCACAUAUGUCGGCUGGUCACCAGGGGAACCAGUUAAUGGUGUUAGUGCAGCGUGCAUGACUUUGGCGGGAAAUUUAAAUCAUCACUGGAACGAUGAUUACUGCGAUAGAAAAUUCAGCUUCAUUUGUGAAAUGGAGAUUGAACUUGCGAUGCAUGGGGACUUGGUUGGAUAAAUGUUCUAUCCAGAUGCUUACUUUUUAAAGUAAAAUGUGUACAUAUUU
Molecule: messenger RNA, 643 nt
Organism: Saccostrea cuccullata (small rock oyster)
Lineage: Eukaryota; Metazoa; Mollusca; Bivalvia; Ostreida; Ostreidae
Product: perlucin-like
Exons: 5
Coding region: 77-595 (172 amino acids)
Molecular function (GO): signaling receptor activity
Source: RefSeq, a predicted model, not a curated record